Messenger RNA from Frieseomelitta varia, 3763 nucleotides. RefSeq lists its product as uncharacterized. Bases 446 to 2194 code for a protein of 582 amino acids. Lineage: Eukaryota; Metazoa; Arthropoda; Insecta; Hymenoptera; Apidae. The record is from RefSeq and is a predicted model, not a curated record. The transcript is spliced from 11 exons. Gene Ontology annotation, molecular function: zinc ion binding.
CUAUGCUUAUACUAUUAUUAUCCCAAGUAGAUUUAUAAUUUCUAAGAGAAAUGAGAAUAUUACUCAAUUUGCAAUACUAACGAAGAACAUUGUAACAAUUAAUUAUUUACUUUGGUGAUAUGUUUUUUUUUAAUAGUUAUUGUUAUUUCUACUUCGAUAUGCCAAGGAAAAAUUAGCAAUCGUGAUUUUCGUAUUUUAUCUAAUGUCAAUAUUUAUUAGAAUACAAUAAUAGUGACAGCUGAGUGAAGAAUUAAGUUGUUGCGUAGGUAGUUAUAACUGCGCUUAAAUUGUCGAAUUACACAUGUAAUAAUAAGCAAAAGAAUCAACGGUGAAUUGUACAAUUUAUUACUAGAUUUAUAAAAUUGUUUGUAAAUAUCAUUUAUGGAUUAAUUUUGUGGUGUCCAUUGCGACUGUGUAAAGACAGUCAAUUCUAUAUAUAGCGAUCAUGGAACAAAUGAUUGCUUUGAGUACACAAAAUCCAUUAACUUUAUUGGUAAAGUUUGGGAUGAUGGCUUGGAAUGAUACUUGUGGCAAUGAAAAUUGCUCUGGACAUGGAGAAUGUCAUAAUGGUACUUGUUUAUGUGAGAUUCAAUUUGAUGGAUUAGAAUGUCAUGUUCCAAAUUUAAGUUACUAUAUUGCAUUUGCAACUAUAUUUUUUAUGCUGGCAUUUGUAUGCCUUAUACAGCUUAUUAUGUGUAUCAUUGCUGAAUGGCAAAAAAUGAAAGCACCAUCUUUCCUUAGAGCUUGUAGAGUCACUACACAGAAAGUUCUAUAUUUUAUUGUAUUUUUGGCAUCAUUAAUAAGAGGAGCAUAUUUUACAUCACCGACUGCAUUUAAAGAAGGAUGGUCCAGAAGUUUAUUAUCUGCAUAUUAUCCACUUGUUUUAAGUGGAUCGUCUUUAAUUGUUUGUUUCUGGGCUGAAGUAUUUCACUUGAGAAAUAUGUCAUGGGACAAACCACAAUUUCUUUCAAAAUCAUUCAUGGGUUUUGCUGUGUUUAAUGUGUUAACAUACUCUCUGCUUCUAGCAGAGUUCAUUGUUACUCAAAUAUAUUCCCAAGAAGAUCAGAGCUUUUACACUCAUGUUUUUAAUGGCUGUUAUGCAGUGCUCUUGUUUAUUGUUGUAGUCUUUUUCUUAAUUUACGGAGUGGAAGUGUACUUUAAAAUUCGAGGUGGUUUUUUGAAUGAUUAUCAAAAUAGUACAAUUUUGAAUAAACGUACAGUCACUGAUUUGAAAGUUAAUGCUGAAGAACAAGUUACUGCAAAAUUAUUUGAUCCUGUUCCAAGUACAUCACAAUCAUCUCAAGUGCAAGAGCAAAUAAAUAUUUCUCAGUUACAUCAGUCACGUGUAGGAUUAUUAUCACAAGCUUUUAUGUUAUUUAUUAUUGUUGGAUUUUUGUGCAGUGAAACACUUAGUGAAUUUUGGAAAGCAAAAGUUCCUUUGUAUAGCAGAAAUUGGCAUGAUAUUGUUUUUCGUAUUAUUGAAGUAGGUGUAAUAUUAUGGUUUCCAUGUGUAUUAUGGAAUUGUUUUAGUCCUGAACAAUUGUGGAUUUUAAAUCCAAAGCGUCUUUUGAAAAGAUUAGAUCAUUCAAAAUAUGUGAAAGAAAUAGAAUUACAAGAUAAAAGCGCAGAACAAGAUGCCGCACUUUUUUCGGAUGGAACAUCAAUCAGCAGCAAAGAUUGUUGGAUUUGUUAUGACAGUGAAAGACAAGAUGCUGGCCCAUUAAUACAACCUUGUCAAUGUAGAGGUGAUGUGAGUGCAGUUCAUCACAACUGUUUGCGUCGAUGGUUGGUCGAGAGUUCUAUAAAUGCUGAUAGUCUUACUUGCAAAGUAUGUGGUACAAAAUAUAAUGUUGAACAUGCAAGUAAAUUAGAUUGGCAAAAUGGUAUAACUUCACGUCAUUGUUUACAAACUAUUGCCAUUGUGACAACCAUGUGUGGAUCAUCAGCUGCAGCUUGGACUCUCAUUCAGUUAGUAGAAGGUCCAAUUAUUAGAAUGUUUGCAGCUGGUACUGCAUUGUUGGUUAUGUAUGUUUGUAUAAGGUUUUUAAGCUUAAACACAGUUGUGGCAUAUCAGCGUGCCAAAAUUUCAUCUUUAAAUAUUAUUAGUUCUGACAAUAAUGGAAAUGCACAUGUUUCAACUAUUAGUCAUACAGUUUGUGUAGAUUUGGCAAAAUCUGAAACAGCCACGAUAUAAGUGAUAUUUGACUAUUAAUGAUUUAUUUUAUUUUUAUUUCCAAGAAAAUUCUUACAACUAUAUAAAUGUAAAAAGUAUGCAAAAUUGCAUAUAUUAUAUACUUUUUUCUACAUCUUUACAUUUACUUUCAAUGUUAAUGUUGGUAAUUAUUUAACGAGUUGUGGAAAAUGAAUUACACAAUAAUUUACUAUAUAUUAUAUUUUUUUAAUAAUUAGAUUAUCAAAUGUUCUUUAAAUGUCCAACUAGUCUGUCAAUAAGUUACCAUAAGUUUAUAAAAAUUUUGUCUAUUUUUUGUUUUUGAGUUUGGUAACAAAUUGAAAUUAUUGUUCAAAACAAUAUUUUUUGUUUUAUGAAGAAAUAUAAAUUUGGGAAGAGUGUUCUGUUACUAUACAAAUUAGAUAUUGUUUAAGCAAAAAUGUUUGCUUUUUAGUUGCAAAUAUGCAACUUUAAAUUUAGAUUGAUGAAUUAAAUAUACGAAUAAAUAUUUUUAUUUUAUAAAAUGGAAUGUUACCAAUGUUACAAAUACAUAUACAGUUCUGUAUUGUUUUUGAAACUAAUGUCUUCGUAAAUGCAGAAACAAAAUGUAGGUGAAUAAUUGUAUUUAAUUGAGUCUAUGUUUAUUAUAGAACGUUAUAAAAAAAUAUAUGCAAUAAUAUAUGCAAUAGAUCAUUUUGAAUUAUAAAAAUUUGUUUCUAGAACAUAAAGAAGUAGUAUAUACUAUAUUUUAAAAUUCAUACUAGAUUUUAUGAUUUUAUGAAAUCAGAAAUAUCAUGAAUAAUGAUAAAUAUUUUCUAUAUAACUCAUUGACGCGAACAUUUUUAAGUGGGUUAAUAAGAAUUAUUUCUGCGAUUUUAUAUUUGAAAAUACUCGUAUUUCAUAUAUCUUAGUUUUAUAGGAUGUAUAUAUAGUAUUAUAAUUAAAAAGUGAUAUAUAUUUUCUCUUCUUGAGAAAGAGUAUGUUAUAUACUAUUGUAAUAUUAACAGUUACUUUUUGCUGUAUUUUUUGUAGUAGUACAAAAAUAUUCUAAUUUUAAUAACUUAUUAUAAAGCUAAUAUACAUCACAAGUGUGUGGGGUAGUUCUACCAAUAACUGUUGAAAAAUAUAUUUGUAAAUGUUAAUAAUUAGCAAUCCUGUAUUAAAUAAUACUGAUAGAAAUAUCUGUUUAAUAUAAAAUGAUAAAUUAUCACGAUAAAAAUAUCAUUACUGUCAUAUCUAUUUUUGUAUUAUAAAUUGGCUAAUAUAACAAAUUUAUAUUGAAAACAUAUAUAUAUUUAAAUUCAAUAAUUUAUUUUUCAAAAUUUCCAAAUUUAAAAUCUUUUAUGAUUUAUAUUGCUAUGCCCUAUGAUAAUAUUCCAUUGCCCUGCGGAUAAAACUUAAAUAUAUUGUUUGCUAACACAUCAUUUGAUACAACUAACUUAAAAAUAUCCCUAUAGAAAUAUAACAAGUUGUAAUAUUAACAUUAGUUAUAUAUGUAAGCAUAUUCAGGUAGGAAAAAUAAUAUUAAGUGAGAAGAUGCAGACUGUAUCAUGUCCAAGUUGAUUAUUAAAUAAAAAGGCCAAAAUAAAAUUA